AUGGGUAGAUUAAUUGGAUUAGAACUAUAUAAUUUUAAGUCAUAUAAAGGAAAGUCUGUUAUAGGAUUUGGAUCAUCUUAUUUCACAUCCAUUAUUGGUCCAAAUGGGGCAGGAAAAUCAAAUAUGAUGGAUGCAAUCUCAUUUGUUUUAGGUGUUAAUUCAUACCAUUUAAGAUCCCACAAUUUAAAAGAUUUGAUAUACAGAGGAAGAAAAUCCACUCCUACUCCUGAAGGUGAAAAAGAUGAUGAUGAAGAAGAAGAACAGGGAGAAGAUAAUACAACAAUCAAUACAUCGGAACAAGAUCCAACUAGCGCUUAUGUUUUAGCUACUUAUGAAAAAGAUGAUGGUGAAAUCUUAAAAUUGAAAAGAACAAUUACUACCACAGGAAAUAGUGAUUAUAGAAUUAAUGAUAUAUCUGUAACACAAUUGAAUUUUACUAUGGUUUUGAAACAGGAGAAUAUUUUGAUUAAAGCUAGAAAUUUUUUGGUUUUCCAAGGUGAUGUUGAAGCUAUUGCUUCACAAAAUCCUAAAGCAUUAACUAAAUUGAUUGAAAAUAUUAGUGGAUCUACUGAGUAUAUUGCAGAAUAUGAGAAAUUAAAAGAAGAAAAAGAAAAGGCCCAUGAAGUUACCAUUUCUGUAUUUUCAAGAAAGAGAACCCUUAAUUCAGAAUCAAAACAAUAUAAAGAACAAAUGGUUGAACAACAACAAUUUGAAGAAAAAAUUAUAUUGAAAAAUGAUAUUGUCAAAAAAAUCAACUUGUACAAACUAUUCCAUAAUGAAAAGAAACAUAACCAGCUUGUGAAAGAGAUCAAAGCCAAAGAGGAAGAAUUGAAACUGGUCAAGAAAUCUUUAUCUAACAAGGAAAAAACUUAUAAAUCAUUGAUGGCUGACUAUUCUUCAAGUGUGUUGAGUUUGAAAGAACAUCAACAGGAAGUUGAAAAUGCUCAGACCAAAAUUGAUUCUACUAAGAGAGAUUUGAUUCCUAUUGAAGCCAACAAAAGAUCAGUAUCAAAGAAAAUAAGAACUUAUAAGGAGAAGGUUGCUGAUUUAGGUAAAGAUAUCAUUCGACAAAGAAAACAAGUUAACUCGGUAGAAAAACAAUUAAAAGACGCACAGAAAUUGUUUACUGAUUUCCAAAAUAAAAUCAGUGCAUCAGUAGCAUCUACAACCAGUAUUUCUCCAGAAGGUCAAAAGGAAUAUGAAGAAUUGAGAUCUAAAUUUUUAGCUGGUUCAGGAUCUGAAUUGGAAGAGCAAGUAUCUUUAUUGCUCAAUGACAAAGACAGUUUAAAAGCUACAAAAUCUAAUCUUGAAAAUCAAAGAUCCAAUGCUGAGAAUAGAAUUGCCGAAUUAGAAUCAAUUAUUUCGACUGAUUUGAAAGCCAAUUUACAUGAUGUAAUUACAGAGAUUACGGAUGUUCUUGAUAAAAAAAGCCAGAAAGUUGAUGCAAGAAAUGAUCUUAUUAAACAAAAGGAUAGAUUUAACCAAGAGGAAUUGAAAUUAAAUACCAAAUUGAGAGAUGUCUUGGUUAAAUUAGAUGAAUUAUCCUCACAACAAAGAGAAUCCAAUAAGCAAAAGAAAUUAAGAGAAAAUGUUGCAACUUUAAAGAGAUUAUUCCCACAAGGUGCCAUCAAGGGGUUGGUCUAUGAAUUGGUGAGACCCACACAACAAAAAUACGAACCAGCAUUGGCAACAUUGUUGGGUGGUAAUUUUGAUAGUAUUAUUGUUGAGACUUCUGCUAUUGCUUAUAGAUGUAUUGAAGUAUUGAAAGAAAGAAGAGCUGGUACUGCCACAUUCAUUCCAUUGGAUUCAAUAGAACCCGAUCCUAUUAAUUUGAACUAUUUAAGAUCAGUUCAUUCGUCUGCUUUGCCAGGUGUGGAUAUUGUCGAUUAUCAAGAUAAAUCAUUAGAACCAGCUGUGAACUAUAUCAUUGGAAAUACAUUAGUUGUUGAUACUAUUGAUACUGCAAGAAGAUUGAAAUGGCAAUCGAAUGUAAGAUUUGAUAAUAAAAUUGUUACUUUACAAGGAUCUGUGAUUCAUAAAUCUGGUCUAAUGACUGGUGGUCAGCAACAAAACAAAUCAAAUGUAAGUUUGAGUUGGGAUAAACAAGAAUUUGCUAGAUUGAAUGAAGUUAAAGAUGAAUUGAGUGAAGAAGUAUUUAAACUACAGGAAAAGAAACCAAAGGAUUUGGAGAUUAAUUUAAUUGCUGAAGAGAUAAAUGCAUUAGAUGAUAGAUUGCCAGUUUUGAGAAAUCAGCAAAGUAACAUUGAAAGAAUUAUCAAAGAUAGACAGACUGAGAUUGAAUUUCAAACUGGUUUAUUCAAAGGUUUUGAAAAAUCCAUUCAAGAUAAAGUUAAUGAGACGAAGAAAGUUGAUGGAAAGAUUGAUAAAGUCAAUGAUGAAAUUAAGAAUAUAAAAUCUGAGAUCUUUGGUGAAUUCUGUGAAAGAUAUGGAUUUGUUAAUGGUAUCGAGGAUUAUGAAAACUUGCAUGGUAGUACAUUAAGAAUCCGUGCUAAAGAAAGAGCACAAUAUUCUAAAGCAAUUUCUGUAUUGGAAAACAAAUUAGAAUUUGAAAGAGCUAGAUGUAAAGAAACUGAAGAACGUGAAAGAGGUGUUAAUGAUAUGAUUGGUAAUUUAGAAGAAGAAGAAUCCGAGUUAUCAAGACAAAAGAAGGUGUUGGAAAAUAAAUUGGAUAUUGCUGAAGCGGAAUUUGAAGUUUUAAAAAGUGAAAUUGUUCAAUUUGAAAAUCAAAUGCAAAAUAAAUUAAAAACUUCUAAAUCUGUUGAAACUGAUCUUAAUGAUACGAAGCUGGAAUUAUCAUCAUUUACUAAAGAAAUUACUCAAAUGGAAGAGAAUUUGUUGAAGGUUGAUUCUGAAAGAGCUAAUGUUUUAAGAAAUUGUAAAAUUCAAAAUAUCAACUUACCAUUGAAUGAUGGAGAUUUGGAUAGCAUAUCAGUUGGUGAAGAUUCAGAAAGUUCAAUUAAAGAAGUUUAUAAGAUCGAACUUGAUUAUGAUCUACUUGAUGAGAAAUAUAAAGAAGCGUUCAAUCAUAGAUUAGAAGGUGAAUUAGAAGUUUCAUUACAAGAUACCAUUAGUGAAUUAGAAAAACUUACACCGAAUGCUAAAGCUGUUGAAAGAUUACAUGAAGUUGAGAAUAAAUUAAGAAGUUAUGACAAAGAUUAUAAUACUGCACGUCAAAGGGAAAGACAAAUUCUGGAGAAAUUCAAAAAGGUUCAAGAUAAUAGAUAUAAUAAAUUCAUGGGAGCAUUUAAUCAUAUAUCAGGAUGUAUUGAUUCAAUUUAUAAAGAAUUGACUAAAUCAACCAUGUCUCCAUUAGGAGGAUCAGCAUAUUUGACCUUGGAAGAUGAAGAUACACCUUAUGAAUUUGGUAUUAAAUAUCAUGCUAUGCCACCAAUGAAACGUUUCAGAGAUAUGGAAUUAUUAUCAGGAGGUGAAAAAACCAUGGCAGCAUUAGCAUUAUUAUUUGCUAUUCAUUCUUAUCAACCAUCACCAUUUUUUGUUUUAGAUGAAAUUGAUGCUGCUUUAGAUAAUGCAAAUGUUGGUAGAAUAGGUAAUUAUAUCAAAAAAUAUGCUGGACCAAAUUUCCAAUUUAUUGUUAUAUCUUUAAAGAAUUCAUUAUUUGAAAAAUCAGAUGCUUUGGUUGGUAUUUAUCGUGAACAACGUGAGAAUAGUUCUAAAACUGUUACUUUAGAUUUAAGAGAAUAUUCCGAUGAAGAAGUCCCCUUAAAUGGAGUUGAUAAUUGA
Messenger RNA from Candida tropicalis MYA-3404, 3762 nucleotides. It is a transcript of the gene SMC1, whose product is annotated as cohesin subunit. Gene Ontology annotation, cellular component: chromosome; nucleus; cohesin complex. The coding region runs from base 1 to 3762 and encodes 1253 amino acids. Gene Ontology annotation, biological process: sister chromatid cohesion. Gene Ontology annotation, molecular function: protein binding; ATP hydrolysis activity; ATP binding. The transcript has a single exon. NCBI's taxonomy places the organism in Eukaryota, Fungi, Ascomycota, Pichiomycetes, Serinales, Debaryomycetaceae. The record is from RefSeq and is a predicted model, not a curated record.